Telopea speciosissima is the source of this 854-nucleotide messenger RNA. Its product is annotated as adenine phosphoribosyltransferase 1-like. Lineage: Eukaryota; Viridiplantae; Streptophyta; Magnoliopsida; Proteales; Proteaceae. Bases 37 to 831 code for a protein of 264 amino acids. Gene Ontology annotation, cellular component: cytosol; cytoplasm. The transcript is spliced from 8 exons. The record is from RefSeq and is a predicted model, not a curated record. Gene Ontology annotation, molecular function: adenine phosphoribosyltransferase activity. Gene Ontology annotation, biological process: adenine salvage.
UCCUGGCGCUAUUCUCUUACUCAGUACGGCGAAACCAUGGCGAUGUCUCUAAUCUCUUCAGUCGCAGCUCCAGUCUCAGUCUCAUCCACCAAAGACGAUUAUCGUUUUGGUUCUGGAAUUGGCUUUCCCAGAAGUUCAUUCCUUUCUGAAACUAAGUUCUUCUCAGCGCCUUGUCCUCCGCUCACCAAUCUGAGACGAAAUGUUGUCCGGAGAUUUGCGAUUUCCUCUGUGAGCUCAUUCGAUCACAUACCCAAAAGCUUCAGUGAAGAGAAUCUGAAAGACGAAUCUUCUGAGGAUGGCAAAGAUCAACGACUUGAAACAAUUGCUUCUGCUAUUCGGAUCAUCCCGAACUUCCCUAAGCCAGGAAUCAUUUUUCAGGAUAUAACGACUCUGCUUCUUGACCCCAAGGCAUUUAAGGAUACCAUUGAUUUGUUCGUGGAGAGAUACAGAAACAAGGACAUCUCCGUUGUUGCAGGAAUUGAAGCACGAGGUUUUAUAUUUGGGCCUCCUAUUGCCUUGGCUAUUGGAGCAAAAUUUGUCCCUAUGAGAAAACCCAAUAAAUUGCCUGGGGAGGUUAUUUCUGAAGAGUACUCUUUGGAGUACGGAAAAGACAAAAUCGAAAUGCAUGUAGGAGCCGUACAGGCAGGAGAACGUGCCCUUGUUAUUGAUGAUCUCAUUGCAACUGGGGGUACCCUGUGUGCAGCAAUCAGGCUAUUGGAACGUGUUGGGGUGGAGGUGGUUGAGUGUGCUUGUGUCAUAGAAUUGCCAGACCUAAAGGGUCGGGACCAGCUAGGAGACAGACCAUUAUUUGUCCUUGUAAGUUCGGUUUAAUGGUAGUUUGCACUAAUACUAGA